Molecule: messenger RNA, 2809 nt
Organism: Syngnathus typhle (broad-nosed pipefish)
Lineage: Eukaryota; Metazoa; Chordata; Actinopteri; Syngnathiformes; Syngnathidae
Gene: slc2a10
Product: solute carrier family 2 member 10
Exons: 5
Coding region: 683-2326 (547 amino acids)
Biological process (GO): transmembrane transport
Cellular component (GO): membrane
Molecular function (GO): transmembrane transporter activity
Source: RefSeq, a predicted model, not a curated record
GAUGAUGAUGAUGAUGAUGAUGAUGAUGAUGAUGAUGAUGAUGAUGAUUUCUGUCUACAAUGUCCUGGUGGGAGGGGGUCACCAGUUGCCACUCGGCGGUGGUAUUUCAAAACAAAGUUAAAAAUGUGUUGCACGUUUUCAGUGUAUGAAAUUGCAGCCUGGUUUCUUCUGCAUGGGUUAGGGUAAAGGCAAAGGUAGCAUUGGUGGGGAUAGGAAAGGCUCUCCACGAACCAAAUGAAAUGGAGCUCGUUGAUCAGAGCCUGGCUUGAAGAGGGCGGGAUAGCGCGUCAACUUGGCACAACCCACGGUGAGGACAAAUAAGCUAGUUCAUCUUCAACGCUUUGUGUUGUGAAGGGAAACCAGACAGCUUUCCAAACACAUUUGGGAUCGACUGCGCGUGACAGUAGCAGGAGUAACUUCACUCACUUUUCCUGAUUUGUCUUUCUCGAUCUCCAACUUCACGUCUGUGCAUGUGUCUGCCACGUAGCGUCAACUUUUCUGGAGCAGCGGCGGCGGCGGCGGCGGCGGCGGCAGCAGCAGCGGCAGCAGCAAACUCCUGAUUCCGGGCCAGGCGGCAGCGAGCGGCGAUGAUUUCCUAAGGCGGAACUUGAUUUGUUUGAGCGAAAUGUUGCUUUGGAGCUAAGAAGCGACACGGCUGCAGAGCACUUCUAACGGGCCGAUAAUGGUAGUCACGUGUCUGGUCGUCAUCCUAGGUGGCUCCGCCCUCCUGUUUGCCAGCGCCUCGUCCACGCUGGGAGGCCUGGUUUUCGGUUACCAAUUGGCCGUCAUCUCGGGCGCUCUGCUCCAACUCAAGAGCCAGUUUGGACUCAGCUGCAUUCAGCAAGAGCUGCUGGUCAGCUCCUUGUUGGCCGGAGCCCUGCUGGCCUCCCUGCUGGGAGGAAGCUUGAUCGACCGUUACGGCUGCAGGAAAUCCAUCCUGCUCAGCAUCGUCCUCAUGCUGACGGGUACUUUGCUCCUACUGGUCAGCUCCUACCAAAGCCUUUUGUUGGGUCGCUUGACGGUGGGCUUUGCCAUGUGCCAGUCCUCCAUGUCGUGCUGCAUCUUUGUGUCGGAGAUGGUGAGCCCCGAGCGGAGGGGCCUUUUGGUGACGCUGUACGAAGCCGGCAUUACCGCCGGCGUCCUCUUCGCCUACACCGUCAACUACCUUUUGGUUCGUUUCCCAAGCGGCUGGAAGUGGAUGUUUGCCGUCGCCGCGGUGCCCACCUUGAUUCAACUCGUCUCCGUAUGCGCCCUUCCGUCGCCAGCGUCCCUUCCUUCCCAAACGACUCUUGCGGCUGGAGAUGAAGCUUGCUCAAAUGGCAAGAAGGCGCAGUGCGACAUCUCGUACCUUUUCCGGCGCCGAGACAACAUGCGGACCCGCACGGCGCUAGGGCUGGGACUUGUGCUUUUUCAGCAGUUGACGGGACAGCCAAACGUCCUCUUCUACGCAUCGACCAUAUUUCACUCGGCAGGAUUUCACAGCGACAAUUCUGCCGUGCUGGCGACGGUCGGGAUCGGAAUCGUCAAAGUGGCGGCCACGCUGGUCUCCGUGGCGUACUCGGACAAAUGGGGCAGGAGGCCUUUGCUCAUCGGCGGAUGCUGCGUCAUGGCCUUUUGCCUGAUCUGCGUGGGACUGCUCGGCGGACAUCGGCUAAACCGUGGGGCGCCGGCACCGGCGAGGCCUUGCGGUUGGGGGCCUUCCGUUGGCAACCGCACCGGUCCCCUUCUUCAUCUGCCGGCUGGAAAUGACACGGCGCUUCUCGCUGCACGGCUUCCGGAAAGCCAAACGGAAAGAGCCGCUACGGAAUCUUCUCCCGGCAUCGGGGACCAAGUUUUCAACUGGAUCAUUGUGGCGUGCAUGAUGGGGGCAGUCAGCGCAUACUCCAUUGGAUUUGGACCCAGUCUGUAUAGGGUUGCAGCGAUCUAUCUCAAGCGUAGUUUUGUGAUCCAAAUGCUAAAUCCUCUUUGUGUGUUUGCUCCAGUGACCUGGCUCCUCCUCAGCGAGAUAUUUCCCGCAGCCGUGAGAGGACGAGCCUUCGCGUUCGCCAGCUGCUUCAACUGGAGCGCCCACCUUUUGGUGUCUUUCACCUUCCUGGACCUUUUCAAUGCGUUGGGUCUGUCUGGAACCUUUCUUAUGUACGGGAUGAUGUCAGCGGCGGCCGCCCUUUUCUUCUACUUCAUGCUACCCGAGACCAAAGGCAAGACGCUGGAGGAGAUCGACAGGGAGCUGCGCUUAAACAGAUUUCACCACCCCACUGUGGACUGCUGUGACCUCGUCAGACAAAGAACUUCCCUGUCAGACUACCAAAGAGUUGUCUGUCAAUGAAGCGGUUGAACCGGCGGCAGCUUUUCACAAUACUGUCAUGGCAUUCUUUCUCGUGUCACACUGGAAAUGUGUCACAUACUCUGAACACCAAGAAGCUUUUAUUUGACUAGAGAGGAAUGAUUUGAAAUGAGACAGGGUCAUGGUGAUUGCUUCUUCUAUUUGCUGUUACCUUUUUUCCUACUGGAUGUCAAUUCAGGAAACAGACCAUUUACGUAUAUUGAAGUGAAUUUGUGUCAAGGUUAUUGGGAAUGGGUUAGAGAAAAACAUCUAGGAUAUGACUUUAUUUUCACACCAUUUUUCCUAUGUCAAAUUGGAUUACUGUCUGCAUGAUUGACCUUUCUUGUACUUAGUUCCUAUUUUUUGGAAAACACCUUUCAAAUCAAGUUGCUACCUACGUACCUACGCAUUAACAAUUUGACGUGCAUAAUCUCCAACAUGAAAAAUGCACAGGGUACUUAAUAAAUAACUGUUUAUUUACACAAA